AUGUAAAACUAAAAUAAGUCAUUUUUUGAUUAAGAAACCUGUUUGGCUGAAAUUGAAUUACCAACUGAAUGGAGACAUUAAUUCUUGAAAUGGACAAAAAAAUUAGAAAAGUAAGAUAAAUAUUAAGAGAAAUUGAAGGCUAGUUUAGAAAUAAAAAACAAUGAAUAUUAUUUAAUUUUAGAAGAUGAAAAAUAAUCAAUUAGAAUGAAUAUAAGUGAAUUAAAAUAACCUAUGAAUAAAUGCAACUUAUUAAUACCAUCACCUCCUUAUAAUGAAACAAGAGAUAUUUAAUUCACAGGUAUUUUACCAUACAAAACGAAAGCAAAAAUUGAAAAUAAUAAAAAAGAUGUUCGAAAUUUGUAAAUAAAUUUUUUACUUUUAUUGUAGAGAUAACUAAAAUUACUCUAAUAGUUCAGAAAACAAAAAUUAUUCUUAUAGUUCAGAAAUAGAGCAAAGCGAAAGUGAAAAGGAAUAUUGGGAAUAUUAAAUUUAUGAUUAACUCUAAUUAUCUCAUUUAGGUAAUUUAAAUUAUAUUAAUUUAGAAAUUAAAUAACCAUAAUAAGUGAAAGAGAAAAAACCUGCAGAAGUUUAUGAUAAAUAAACUUUAAAGUUAAAUUUAAUUGAAUUUUUGAGAACUACAGGUGAAAAGGGAGCAAAUAUUCAAGAAAUAAAAUAAUGUUAUAAAUUCCAAGAUGUUUCAGAUGUAUUAGAUAAUCUAAAUAAUAGAAACAUUUAAAAGAUGUAUUAAAAUCUUUUGCAAAAACAACUUAGAAAUCUAGUAAAAUAAUUUAUUUGUUACCUUCUACCUUGUAAAUUUGA
Paramecium pentaurelia is the source of this 819-nucleotide messenger RNA. The record is from the annotation of a GenBank genome assembly. Lineage: Eukaryota; Ciliophora; Oligohymenophorea; Peniculida; Parameciidae.